AUGUUUGUCAGCUUUGGCCACAGCCUUAAGAAAGUCGUUUCAUUCACAAGCCUUGAAGCCAUUCUCGAGGAUCUGACGACUGCUUUGGACAACAAAAAUCCUCAGAUUAAGAGCGAAACGGCGCUGUUCUUAGUCCGCACUUUCGCGAAGACUCACCCGAAUGUGUUGAACAAGAAAUUGUUG
Oppiella nova is the source of this 183-nucleotide messenger RNA. The record is from the annotation of a GenBank genome assembly. NCBI's taxonomy places the organism in Eukaryota, Metazoa, Arthropoda, Arachnida, Sarcoptiformes, Oppiidae.